CCGGCCGGGUGUCAGGAAGCGGAAGGGAGUCCCGGGUUGCCAGACGGACUUUUCUAAACUCUUGCACAGGUAGAAGUCAACUGAAGUCCAAUUACUGUCAAUUUAAAAUUAUACCUGGCGAUAAAAGAUGGUGCGGGCAAGGACUUGGACCCUGAAGAAGCACUUUGAAGGAUUUCCCAAACAUAGUGAUUUUGAACUAAAAGAGGCUGAACUUCCACCACUAAAAGAUGGAGAGGUUCUGCUUGAAGCUGUCUUCUUCAGUAUUGAUCCAUACCUAAGACCAUACAGUAAGCUUCAAAUGAAGGAAGGGGACAAAGUGAUUGGAUCCCAAGUUUCCAAGGUUCUGGAAAGCAAGAACUCUGCAUUCCCAGUUGGGGCAUUUGUUGUCUCUCAUGCAGGCUGGACCACUCAUUACAUUUCUAAUGGUCAAGGCUUAUCUCUAAUGCCUCCUAAUUGGCCCAAUCACCUUUCCAGAUCCCUGGCCCUUGGGACAGUUGGCAUGCCUGGGAUUACGGCUUACUUCGGUCUGUCUGAGAUUUGCCAGCCAAAACCCGGAGAGGUCAUCAUAGUAAAUGCUGCAGCUGGUGCCGUGGGCACUGUCGUAGGGCAGCUCGGUAAACUAAAGGGUUGCAAAGUAGUUGGCUGUGCAGGGACUGACGAGAAAGUGGCCUUCCUCAAAGACCUGGGCUUUGACGAAGCCUUUAACUAUAAGAAGGUGGGCUCCCUGGCAGAGGCCCUGAAGAAGGCUUCCCCUGAAGGCUACGACUGCUAUUUCGAUCAUGUGGGAGGCGAGUUCUCCAGUAUUGUUAUGGAACAAAUGAAUAAAUUUGGGAGAAUUGCUGUGUGUGGUGCCAUCUCAUUGUACAACGACACAGUGCCUCAAAAAGGACCUUAUGUUCAGCUGCCCGUCCUCUUUAAAGAACUGCGCAUGGAAGGCUUCUUAAGCCCACGCUGGGAACCCAGGAAAGAGGAAGGGCUGGCCGCCUUGUUGAAGCUGGUUGCUGAGGGAAAACUUAAGUGUCCUGAACACGUCACUAAAGGAUUUGAAAACAUGCCAGCUGCGUUCAUUGGAGUGCUCAGAGGAGAAAACACUGGGAAAGCAGUAGUGAAAGCCUAAGAGAUUCCCUCCUUCAAGAAAUGCUGCACAAUAAAUGCUAAACAGCACCCUUUCUAAUUGAAGACUGUUUGUUUGUCAGGAACUCAUUCAUAAAUGUACAGCAGCUUAACUUUUUAAGCUAAAGCCUGAGCUCAACUUGAUUUUGGAAACAAGAGUGUCACAUGAACUACAAGGGCCAAACUACUGUAUAUGUCAUGGAAGCAGAGACAUGGGUAACUACCACAUAGUCACUAGUGCAUCUCAUCUGCAGAAGAGAGGUAUGCAGGCCAAAAUUAGAUUUUUCUCCUCCCCCACAGCCUCGCUCCCCCCCACCAGCCCCUUACUCACUUCCUACAUCCAAGUCCAUUUUUCCAAGAGAAAAACAGCUGUCUUUUGGGGGUUUAAAACAGCGAUGCUCAAAAUUCCAUCUUUCCAAUUUAUACUUCAUGUUGCAAGAUAAAUAUUGGGCCUCCCCCCUCCAUUCAUUCUUAAUAGCUUAUGCUUACUAAAAUAUUUUGAAAUGUACACUUUGUUAUGACUGACAUACCACAGAUCCUAUUGAGAAAUGUAAACAUUUUUCAAGACUAAAAUCAUUCUGGUUUUAUAAACAGUAUACAAUGAUACUCCUCAUUUAUCUAUGUACACCGUUAACAUGUUGCUUUUAAAAGGCCAGUGCAAGUCAGUUUAUUAUCUCAAAAUUGCAGCUGUGUUACUCUGUGCAAGAAUUUCAACAAGAAACAGAACAAAAGCAAAAAAAGUAAGUUGUGACACUUUCAGGACUGACAGCUGUAUUUUAAUGUAAGCUUUCGUGGAACAUCACCCCCCCUUCUUCAGAUGAGCUAGAAUACAGAGACAACAUGGUAAAAUAUCCUUGCAAGGCUCUAAGAUGAAAGGGCAAUGGUGUUUGGUUUUAUUUCACACCUAGUAAUGAUUUGUGACUAGUUUGGUAUUAGUUCUUUUGAAGCCUGGUUCUGUACAGGAACAUGUGGUAAUGUAGAGGAUGAUAGACUUUACCUUUGACCCUAAAAGAUGGGUCUGGUUAGUUGAGAAGAAAAAAAUAACAGUAGAUACCAACAUGAUUCUUACCUUUGAUAAUGACUCAAGAAACCUUGGCCAAUAUCUAAUCUAUUGAGAUAUAUAUAUCCAGCAUGUGCAUAUAUAUUUUAUCUCAGCUGUUUCCCUCUGGAUUUUUGUUCUGUAAUUUUCUUCACUAAAAUAGCAACUUUCAUAUCUUGUGAGUAGUGUCCUGGUAGACAGUUUCUGUGCAUUGUGAUUUCUGAUGUCAAUUAAUUGUUAUGGUUAGAGAUUGUCCUGAUUGUCCCAUGUAGAGUACAGAAUGGCAUUGUUGGCAAAUACAGAAAAGUAUUUUAUAUAUUUUAAAAAUGAAAAUAAAGCAUAGGUUUAAAAUCUGCUUGACAGUAUAUCUUUCUAUUUCCUCAUAAAUUCCAGUCAACAUAACUAUGUUUUUAACUGAGUGUUCGGUGCCCAGGAUAUAACUGCCACAACAUUGGCACACAGUUGUAGUUUUUCUCUUGUUCUACAAUCUGUUUUUCCUUCAGCUUGUGUGUUUGAGGUUUCAAGAGACAGGGAGGGAAAACAGAUCACAGUUUAAUAAAGGAAGUUCAAAGUA
Molecule: messenger RNA, 2726 nt
Organism: Pogona vitticeps (central bearded dragon)
Lineage: Eukaryota; Metazoa; Chordata; Lepidosauria; Squamata; Agamidae
Gene: PTGR1
Product: prostaglandin reductase 1
Biological process (GO): prostaglandin metabolic process
Cellular component (GO): cytoplasm
Molecular function (GO): 15-oxoprostaglandin 13-reductase [NAD(P)+] activity; 2-alkenal reductase [NAD(P)H] activity
Source: RefSeq, a predicted model, not a curated record